Messenger RNA from Aureobasidium namibiae CBS 147.97, 2448 nucleotides. RefSeq names its product TPR-like protein. NCBI's taxonomy places the organism in Eukaryota, Fungi, Ascomycota, Dothideomycetes, Dothideales, Saccotheciaceae. Gene Ontology annotation, molecular function: protein binding. The coding region runs from base 1 to 2448 and encodes 815 amino acids. The transcript has 5 exons. Gene Ontology annotation, biological process: cell division. The record is from RefSeq and is a predicted model, not a curated record.
AUGUCGCAUAAUUCCACUCUGGCUGCGACACAACUCAAACAGCUCAUAUACUACCACUUGGACAACGAAUCACCAGACAAUGCAAACUUUCUUGCCGAACGACUAAAUUCAAUCGAUCCUCGAAAUCCCGACUCUUCGCAUCUUUUGGCCCUCACUAAUUAUCGUUUGCGACGCUUCAAAACAGCCUACGACUGCUGUCAAAAACCUGGCGCGAAUGGUAGGCAUCUAGGAUGCGCCUAUGUUCUGGCCCUGGUCUGUCAAGAGCUUGGUAAACACAAUGAAGGCAUUGCAGCUUUGGAGAAGGCUAGGAGUCUUUGGCAAGGCCGUAGCCAUUGGGGGAAACACACAGAGUCCUCCACCAGGCACAUUCCAGAUGCUGCAGCUGUAAAUACUCUACUCGGAAAGCUAUGGCGUGGUCAUGGCGACUCGAGACGAGCUGGCGAUUGCUACAUCGAGGCGCACAAGAGCAACCCGUUCACAUGGGAAGUUUUCCAAGGGCUUUGCGACAUGGGUGCCGAAAUUGAUGUAUCAAGUUCCUUCAGGAUGACCACAGAACUCGCCUCUUCCAUCUCCAGUGCUUCGGCAUCAAUAUCGAAUCAAGAAACUGUCAAGGAUGAACUUAUACCUAUCGCGCCAGUGCCGAAUGCGAGCAACAUGAACAGCGUACAUGCUCUGACACCUACUAAUGAUCCCUUCAAUCCUGUGAAGAAUGGCGCAGAUCUCGUCGCCCAAGCUCAGAGUAAUUUUCUGCUGCCGAGGAUCAAAUCAAAAGGCAUCUUUGGCAACAACAUAUCUAAGCCUACUAGUCAGUCAUCAUGGGACACGCCAACAGCUAAUGGCACGUCCGGGGACGAGGAUGUGGAGAUGGGAGAAUUACAACAGGAGGCAGCCAGCGCAGAGGAGGUACCAGCUGCUCCAACACGGAGGUCAAGGACUGCGCUCCAGAGACUAGGAUUGGACGCCGGCAAAGACAGCCAGAAAGCCCGCGCUGCAACAAUCAGAGGCCAAACGAAGCCUAGCUCAGAGUCAGUGGACACCGAUGAUGCGACAAACGCUGCCCAAAACCGAAGGUUGCAACAUAAACGCACGAUAUCUGGACACAGCGCGCAGAUUCCAGAUGCCGAAACAAUAACGUCUGCUCCAAGGAGGAGUAACCGAUUGUUUAGUCAAAUCACAGGGUCAAAAACAAUUAGUCGGGCGCCUGCCGACAGCAAUUCCUUGACGGCAGCCAAGCGCGACGAGGCGAAGAAGGCCAAGGCUACAGGGACUAAAGGCAGAGGACCUGCUCAAGUAGGUCGUGUUGUGAGCGGAAACCGAAAAGUCAUGCCGCCGAGUACUACAGAGGUCAAAGAUACUCGUGCACCAAGUCGUACCAGCACAGCUCCGCCGGUUCCGCUACAAAAACAGGCGCUAGAAGCAACGUUAGCAGUCGAGAUGGCAUCGACAGAAUCAUUGUUGGCUACCUUCAGGUCAUUGGGAGCCGCUUACUACCUGCUUAGCCGAUAUCAAAUAUCGUCAGCAGUCGAUGCUUUCAAGGCUCUUCCUUUAGCGCAUCGAGAAUCACCCUGGGUUCUCGCUCAGCUUGGUAAAGCGUACUACGAAGCCUCAGAAUACUCAUCAGCGGAAGUGUGUUUUGCCAAGAUAUUGAAAAUUCAGCCAACCCGGACUGAAGAUAUGGAAGUGUAUUCGACGGUCUUGUGGCAACUCAAGAAGCCAGUCCAGUUGGCAUUCCUGGCGCAUAAUCUGAGGGACCUGGCCUUCAACUCGCCGCAGACAUGGUGUGCAGUUGGGAACGCAUUCUCGCUGAGCAGAGAACAUGAGCAAGCCAUCGCAUGCUUCAAGCGCGCAACGCAAGUCGACUCAGGAUUUAGCUAUGCCUGGACACUCAUGGGUCAUGAACUUUUGACCAACGAGGAGUUUGAUGCAGCACUUGCGUCCUUCCGCAAGGGAGUCGGAAGUGAGAGGCGUGGAUUUGGAGCGUGGUAUGGCUUGGGUAAGUGCUACGAAAGAAUGGGCAAAUGGGAAGAGGCGCAACGACAUUACCGCAUUGCAUUCGGCAUCAACCCCAGCAAUCCCGUGCUGGCGGUCUGUAUAGGAGUGAUCAUGGAGAAGCUCGGCCAUCCCAAAGCAGCGUUAACACAAUACUCGCAUGCGCUGAGUCUAGCACCGAACUCUGCACUCGCACGAUUCAAGAAAGCCCGGGUAUUGAUGGGAUUGAAGCACUAUGCGGAUGCCCUUGUGGAGCUCGAGGUGCUGAAGAAUUUGGCCCCAGAAGAGGCCAAUGUCUUCUUCUUGCUCGGAAAGUGCUUCAAGGGACUUGGAAGACGAGCAGACAGUGUGCGCACAUUUACCACUGCGCUGAAUCUUGAUGCAAAGGCGUCGCAAUACAUCAAAGAGGCCAUGGAAGCUCUUGACGACUCUGACGAAGAUGAUAUGGAUGAUGACUGA